AUGAAUUCACCGUGCCAUGCAGGUGCAGCUCUCCUUCACGAUGGGGCGCGGAUCUUCGAUCUCGCGCGCGUGGACCAGGGCGCGCGCGUGGACCAGGGCGCGCGCGUGGACCAGGGCGCGCGCGUGGACCAGGGCGCGCGCGUGGACCAGGGCGCGCGCGUGGACCAGGGCGCGCGCGUGGACCAGGGCGCGCGCGUGGACCAGGGCGCGUGCGUGGACCAGGGCGCGCGCGUGGACCAGGGCGCGCGCGUGGACCAGGGCGCGCGCGUGGACCAGGGCGCGCGCGUGGACCAGGGCGCGCGCGUGGACCAGGGCGCGCGCGUGGACCAGGGCGCGUGCGUGGACCAGGGCGCGCGCGUGGACCAGGGCGCGCGCGUGGACCAGGGCGCGCGUGUGGACCAGGGCGCGUGCGUGGACCAGGGCGUGCGCGUGGACCAGGGCGCGCGCGUGGACCAGGGCGCGUGCGUGGACCAGGGCGCGCGCGUGGACCAGGGCGCGCGCGUGGACCAGGGCGCGCGCGUGGACCAGGGCGCGCGCGUGGACCAGGGCGCGUGCGUGGACCAGGGCGCGUGCGUGGACCAGGGCGCGUGCGUGGACCAGGGCGCGCGCUUCGACCAUGUCGCGUAUGCUGAUAGCGCACCAAGCAGCAACCCACCUUAUACAGUCACGCACCAUCCAGCACCAAGCAACCAUCCCACCUCUUGA
Messenger RNA from Closterium sp. Naga37s-1, 705 nucleotides. The record is from the annotation of a GenBank genome assembly. Lineage: Eukaryota; Viridiplantae; Streptophyta; Zygnematophyceae; Desmidiales; Closteriaceae.